Molecule: messenger RNA, 1194 nt
Organism: Leucoraja erinaceus (little skate)
Lineage: Eukaryota; Metazoa; Chordata; Chondrichthyes; Rajiformes; Rajidae
Product: neuropeptide Y receptor type 5-like
Exons: 5
Coding region: 1-1194 (397 amino acids)
Biological process (GO): neuropeptide signaling pathway
Cellular component (GO): membrane
Molecular function (GO): neuropeptide Y receptor activity
Source: RefSeq, a predicted model, not a curated record
AUGGAGUCGUACAACGUCACUCAGGCCAUGGUAAACGACACACAUCUCAUCAUCCCCGACGCAGCGCACUACAUCAUUGUCAUUCUCUACGCCUCGGCCACUGGCUUGUCACUGAGUGGCAACUUGCUGGUCAUCUGGGUCUUGAGCAUGGGCUGCAGGACCAGAACAGAUAUCACCGUGUUUCUCAUCAACCUAGCCGUGGCUGACCUCACCAUGGCCAUCUUCUGCAUUCCCCUCACCUUCACGGAGGUCCUCCUUCAGAGGUGGCUCUUUGGAGAAUUGCUCUGCCCUCUGGUCCGGUUUGCACAAAUUCUCUCAGUGUCCGUCAGCAUCUACACGCUGAUGACCAUUGGUGUUGACCGUUACUAUGCUGUUUGCCACCCCCUGAAGUCGCACAUGAGUCGAUCCCGGAGCAAGGUGCUAAUCGUCGUGAUCUGGAUGGUGUCGUUCAGCAUUGCCUCCGUGCAGCUACUUGUGUCCAGGGCUAAGUACAUGAGCCUGGAUAGUGACUCGGAAAUGAUCUGCUUGGAGACGGGUUGGCCCAGCAAUACUUAUCGGAAGAUCUACACGCUCUUCCUGCUACUUUUUACUUACAUGCUACCCCUAUUCAUCCUCACCGUAACCUACUGGAAUGUGGGGAUGAGACUCUGGGGUCGGAGACCACCGGGAAACUUGGACAGAAACAGGGAAGCUCAACACGACAAGUCCAAACGGAAGGUUAUCAAGAUGCUGUUCAUCAUAGUGGCUGUUUUUGCUCUUUGCUGGCUCCCGUUUCACAUCUUCAGUGUAACGUACGAAUUCAACCCAGCUGUGUUGCCCAGCGACCCAGUGGACAUCACUGCCCUUUACUUCUUCUCCCACUACCUGGCCAUGUCCCAUAGCUUCUGGAACCCACUCAUUUAUGGAUUCUACAAUGAUAACUUCCGGGCUGACCUGCAAAGACUGUGCAUUCGUCUCAAUCCAUCCCGUUGUUGCCCCCACAUGCAUGGAGAUAACCUUUCAACCUACAGCGACACUGACAUCUUCAGAAAAGAGAACACUAUCAGCGUGCACAUGAGCUCAAUGGACAGUUGUAGAUCCCUGGUCUCCAGGAAGCAACCUGUCAUUACCACCUCCCGGACAGUCCAAAUUCACGGCAAGUAUCGCAACAAAAAACACUGUAUUCCUGUGUGGGAGAGUAAAGUUGAAGUUUGA